Messenger RNA from Dibothriocephalus latus, 471 nucleotides. Lineage: Eukaryota; Metazoa; Platyhelminthes; Cestoda; Diphyllobothriidea; Diphyllobothriidae. The record is from the annotation of a GenBank genome assembly.
AUGUCUGCUUACAUCCAACGCUUUUCUGUCAUCCCGCUUUCCACAAACACCGGCCUGAUUGGUUGGGUGCCAAACAGCGACACCCUUCACAGUCUGAUCCGAGACUAUCGUGAAAAGAGUGGCAUCCUUUUGAACCAAGAGCACCGCGAGAUGCUGCGUCUGGCACCCGACUUUGAUCGUCUCAAUCUCAGUCAGAAGACGGAAGUGUUCGAGGCUGGUCUACGAGAACAUCCCUCCAACUUGAUGCUUUGUCGAGAGACGGGCAAGGUGGUGCAUAUUGACUUUGGCGACUGCUUCGAGGUGGCAAUGAUGCGCGAGAAAUUCCCCGAGAAGGUGCCCUUCCGUCUCACACGCAUGAUCAUCGCUGCCAUGGAGGUGAGUCUUCCUGACUUUUCUUUAGCUGUGUCGCCAACUCCUCCCCCCGCCUCUUGGUUUUUUUUUCGUUUUCACGCAUACCACCGUUCAGCUUAG